AUGCUUAAGAGAUCGAUUAUAACAUUUGGCACUGCAGUAGCGAGGCGCCCUGUGCUAAGGCCCUACGCCGCCUGCGUCCGCGCCUUCAGCAGGCUCCAAGUGAUCCCCACCGCGCGCGGUUUCGCGUCGGGCCCGGGGUCCACCGAUGGCCAUGAAAUACCGAAAGAAGUUCUGGAACUCAGCGCCGAUGCUUACCACAUAUCCUCGGACGCAUUCCUAGAUUCCUUGCAGGAACAGCUCGAAGAGCUGAGCGAUGCCUACCCCGACCUUCUUCCCGACGUCGAGCUCACCCAGGGCGUGAUGACCUUAGAGGUUCCUGCUGUCGGCACUUACGUGAUCAACAAGCAACCUCCAAACAAGCAGAUUUGGCUCUCCUCGCCGGUCUCGGGCCCUAACCGUUUUGACUUCUACAAAAAUCGCUGGAUCUCGCUACGUGACGGCCAAGACCUACUGUCCCUUCUUAACAUAGAGCUGAGCGACGUUCUGCCAAAGCCCGUGACCAUAGAGGCCUAG
Molecule: messenger RNA, 513 nt
Organism: Lachancea thermotolerans CBS 6340
Lineage: Eukaryota; Fungi; Ascomycota; Saccharomycetes; Saccharomycetales; Saccharomycetaceae
Gene: YFH1
Product: ferroxidase
Exons: 1
Coding region: 1-513 (170 amino acids)
Biological process (GO): intracellular iron ion homeostasis; iron incorporation into metallo-sulfur cluster
Cellular component (GO): mitochondrion
Molecular function (GO): ferric iron binding; iron chaperone activity; ferroxidase activity
Source: RefSeq, a predicted model, not a curated record